Molecule: messenger RNA, 795 nt
Organism: Ordospora colligata OC4
Lineage: Eukaryota; Fungi; Microsporidia; Ordosporidae
Product: Myb-like transcription factor
Exons: 1
Coding region: 1-795 (264 amino acids)
Source: RefSeq, a predicted model, not a curated record
AUGCAAUAUAGGAUAGAAAACAGCAAUGAUUUAGAUCGUAAGCUUGAACAGUUGUAUAUGGACUAUGUAGAGAUUGAGAAGAUAGUAAGCAGGCUGAAGGACAUCAAGAAGAGAUGCACAUACAGAAGCGAGUUUGCAAAGAUAGUGGCGAAAAGAAAGACUGGAAUCAGUGUUGAGAUGGAUUCUAGAGAUGAGGAAAGAUUCUGCAAGACUACGAAAGGAUGUAUGAGAUUCGAUCUUAACGAUGAUUUUUGGAAUGAGAUGUCUAAGAUGUUCAAUGCGCCAAGGAAUGAAUGCUUCAACAGAUGGAUUAACCGAGUUGAAGAUUAUAGCAAGAACUUGAGUAAGAAGGAUGCAGGAAUAAUUAACUCUUUGAUUCAGGAAAGAAACGAUUGGCUCGAGAUAUCUGCAAAGAUGCAUUGCAGGCCGUUUGAUGCAGUACGCCUGUACCUUGGUAUUAACACAGAUUCCAUGCCUAAAAUGUGGACGUCUGAAGAAGAUGGUUUACUUGAGAAGGGUGUUGAGAAGCACGGACUUUCGAAGUGGAGAUACGUAUCCAAGGUUGUGGGAACAAAGACCGGCAAGGAAUGUGCAAUGAGGUAUUACUUCCUGAACAAAAGUGUUAAGAAAGGUAAAUGGUCCGAUGACGAAAAGCUGAGGCUUGUGCAUGCGGUCGAUAUCUGUAGAGAAGGCGACUGGAGAUGCGUUAGCAACCAUGUUAUGACACGGAAUCCGAUUCAGUGUAGGUCAAAGUACAUUAAACUUAACAAAGAUGCACAGUCGCACACUCAAUAA